GAUCGAUAAUGAGCAUAUAUUUUUCUGAGUUAUUUAACUUGUUUCGAUUUUAAUGUUUUGAGUUUUCUACUGGCAACACUGCAAGAACGAACGUCGUCGUCCUUCCGACCAGCGACUUUUUUGUCGGCUGGGUGUAGUAAUUCGAUAAAAAAAUCCAAUAAAAAGCCGUGAAAAUGUUGGGUCGUUUCGCUCCGGGUGUGUGCACCCAGGUGACCCUGGUGGCCAACCAGCAGCAAACCCGGAAUAUGGCCACCUUGAAAGCCAUUUCCAUGCGUUUGAAGUCGGUUAAGAACAUCCAAAAGAUUACCCAGUCCAUGAAGAUGGUGUCAGCUGCCAAAUAUACGCGCGCUGAGCGAGACUUGAGGGCUGCUCGUCCAUACGGCGAAGGUUCUGUGCAGUUUUACACAAAAGCUGAGGUAGCUCCCCCCGAAGAUGAACCCAAGCAGCUAAUGAUUGCAAUGACUUCUGACAGAGGUCUGUGCGGCGCGGUGCACACUGGGGUGUCGAAGGUGAUCCGCACGCGACUGGCCGAGCCUGGCGCGGAGAACAUCAAAGUGAUCUGUGUGGGCGACAAGUCUCGCGCCAUCCUGCAGAGACUUUACAGCAAGCACAUCAUCAGCGUUUGCAACGAGAUCGGCCGGCUGCCGCCCACGUUCCUGGACGCGGCGCGCAUCGCGAGCGCGGUGCUGACGUCGGGCUACGACUUCGGCUCCGGCAAGAUCAUCUACAACAAGUUUAAGUCCGUCGUGUCUUACUCGCAGGCCGAUCUGCCGCUCUUCAGCAGGAAUGCUGUUGAGAAUGCUCCAAAACUGGCAAUCUACGACUCCUUGGACUCGGACGUCCUACAGUCCUACAUGGAAUUCUCCCUCGCCUCGAUGCUGUUCUACGCGCUCAAGGAGGGCGCCUGCUCCGAACAAUCAUCGCGCAUGACGGCCAUGGACAACGCUUCCAAGAACGCUGGAGAGAUGAUCGAUAAACUCACACUCACCUUCAACCGCACUCGCCAAGCCGUCAUCACCCGCGAGCUCAUCGAGAUCAUCUCCGGUGCCGCGGCUUUGGAUUAAAAAAAAAAAAAAAACAAAAAAAAUUGUCUAUGGUAUUCAUUUGGCGGGAAUUUCUUAUCUGUCAUUUGUCAAAUUUACCAUAACAAAACUGGCUGGCGGGAAUUAAAAUCGUAUUGCUUCUAUUAUACUUGUAACUAUUAUAACAAAAAAAUAUUUAUUGCAAUCGAAAGCUUAUUAUAAGUAUAAAAUAUUGUUUAUAAAAUCAUAACCCUUUCUUUUGGCUUUAUUUGUAGUCUGGUAAAAAGUAAUACUAAAUGAUUUAAAUACCGUGGAUGAAUUCAGAUUCUAAUGUAUGCUGUGGAACCAAUAGUUUAAAGUUUUCGAUCAUUUGGUUUUUUUUCAAUAGUGAUGUAAAUACAACUGACAUUCCCGAACGAGCGUUACUGAGUAUUUGCAAAUCGCACGCAAACACAUAACUGGCUUUACCACCUUUGCAAAUAGUCUUUUACACUUGUUCGAUUCUGUGGCCGCGUAUUUUGAAUUUCAUGUAAGGAUCAAGUGGUGGAUAGCAUUAAAGUACUGUUUAGUAAA
Maniola jurtina (meadow brown) is the source of this 1595-nucleotide messenger RNA. RefSeq names its product ATP synthase subunit gamma, mitochondrial (gene ATPsyngamma). The transcript is spliced from 7 exons. Gene Ontology annotation, biological process: proton motive force-driven ATP synthesis. NCBI's taxonomy places the organism in Eukaryota, Metazoa, Arthropoda, Insecta, Lepidoptera, Nymphalidae. The coding region runs from base 174 to 1064 and encodes 296 amino acids. Gene Ontology annotation, molecular function: proton-transporting ATP synthase activity, rotational mechanism. The record is from RefSeq and is a predicted model, not a curated record.